AUGAAUCUAGUGUGUCAACAGUGCAAGAAGUCCUUGCAGCUCGAUGCAUCACUCGUCGAUCUGUCUCCGUCUGCGUAUGAUAUGGUAGCUGCGUCUUUGCCGCCGGUCCCUACAAGUAAUGCAAGGCAAGCCUCGGAAGCUGAGAAGCUGGCUCAGCUUCCGUCUCCAGCAUCAGUCAAGGCAGCAUGGCAGCAAUCUACCCAAGGCAGAGCAGCUUCUCCUUGUACACUGUCACCUCGUGCCCAGUGGAAGCAGCCACAGAGCGUGCCCGCGCUUCCUAACGAAUCUUUUGUACUUCUGCAAGAUAGCGUCAUACGGAAUAUACCUGAACCUCUCCCCUCUCAUGCGAAGAGGGCGUCCUACACAAAGCCCCGGGGUGGCAAUCAUUCCGCUACAGUACCAGUAUCAGUUCAAGAGCCUGCUAAUCAGCCAAAUCCAUCCCCUCUUUCGCACCAUCUUCGUUCUACACUGCGCCUUUUCAAUCUGCUAUCAAGCCGCACUGACGUUGAUCAUCCCUUAUGCUCUGAAUGCACACACAAUUUGCUAUCCAAUCUAAAUCGGCAACUCGAAGAGACCAAGAAAGAACGUGAUGGGUACAUUGCCUUUGAGAAGGAAGUCCGCAAGGAGAAAGAACGUGAAGGUGAUGGCAUGAGCAAAGAAGAAGCCGAAAUGAAGAUAGGAAAGCUCAAGGAGGAAGAAAGUCUCGCCGUCGAGAAGCUUCAAGCUGCCGAACGGGAACGAGAACAGUUGAAUGAGGAGCUCAAGGCGCUCGAAUUGGAAGAGAAGGCGUUAGAGGAGGAGGAAGCGGAGUUUUGGAGAAUACAUAACACUCAUUUACUGAAGUUAGAUGAGCAAGCUUCGCAGCUAGCCGCCCUUCGCGCAGCGUACUCCGCAGAUUCCUCUACCCUUGAGAAACUUGAACGUACCAAUGUCUAUAAUGAUGCAUUCUGUGUCGGCCAUGAGGGUGUUUUUGGCACGAUAAAUGGUCUGCGUUUAGGUAGGGUUCCUGGUGUACCUGUGGAAUGGGCAGAAAUUAACGCGGCCUGGGGCCAGACACUACUGCUACUGUACACCAUCGCCAGGAAACUUGACUACACCUUUGAGAAUUAUCGCCUCAUCCCGAUGGGGUCUUUCUCUCGUAUCGAACGUACAACAGGAGACAAAUCGGCGUAUGAGCUCUAUGGUUCAGGCGACCUUCAUCUUGGGAGAUUAUUGCACAAUCGCCGUUUUGACUUCGCCAUGGUUGCCUUUCUGGAUUGUCUCAAGCAACUUGUGGACCUUGUCAAAUCUCAAGAUCCUCAAACGGACUUCCCACAUCAGAUCGUGAAAGAUAAAAUUGGGGAGGCUUCAGUGAAAUUGCAGUUCAAUCAGGAGGAAGCAUGGACACGCGCUUUGCGCCACGUCCUCUUGGCCCUCAAGAUCCUGCUGAAGUGGACUACAAGUGGAAGCAACGGAUAG
This is a messenger RNA of Sparassis crispa, 1458 nucleotides long. Its product is annotated as Vacuolar protein sorting-associated protein. Lineage: Eukaryota; Fungi; Basidiomycota; Agaricomycetes; Polyporales; Sparassidaceae. Gene Ontology annotation, biological process: autophagosome assembly; cellular response to nitrogen starvation; late endosome to vacuole transport. The transcript is spliced from 6 exons. Gene Ontology annotation, cellular component: phosphatidylinositol 3-kinase complex, class III, type I; phosphatidylinositol 3-kinase complex, class III, type II; phagophore assembly site. Bases 1 to 1458 code for a protein of 485 amino acids. The record is from RefSeq and is a predicted model, not a curated record.